Molecule: messenger RNA, 2976 nt
Organism: Chionomys nivalis (European snow vole)
Lineage: Eukaryota; Metazoa; Chordata; Mammalia; Rodentia; Cricetidae
Gene: Fip1l1
Product: factor interacting with PAPOLA and CPSF1
Exons: 19
Coding region: 227-2041 (604 amino acids)
Cellular component (GO): mRNA cleavage and polyadenylation specificity factor complex
Molecular function (GO): RNA binding
Source: RefSeq, a predicted model, not a curated record
ACGCCGCGCGGCUUGGGUGCUGCUGCGCGUGCGCGGGCGGCCCUGAGCCUGGCUCUUCGUGGUGGUGGCUUCCUCCGCCGAGGCCGGCCUUAGAUUUGGGGCUCGCGCUCUCUUCGUUCGCUUGCCGGCGGGUUCGCUCCCCUUCUCGCGCCCCGGGACGGCGAGGCUGGGGAAGGGGUUGAAAGGGGCUGUUGAUCGCCUCCUUUAACUUGUGCGUGGGGCGGCCAUGUCGGCCGGCGAGGUGGAGCGCCUGGUGGAGCUGAGCAGCGGGACCGGAGGGGAUGAGGAGGAAGAGUGGCUGUAUGGCGGCCCCUGGGACGUGCAUGUGCACAGUGAUUUGACAAAGGAUCUAGAUGAAAAUGAAGUUGAAAGGCCAGAAGAAGAAAAUGCCAGUGCUAAUCCUCCAGCUGGAAUUGAAGAGGAAGCUGCUGAAAAUGGCGUGUCAAAACCGAAAGUGACUGAGACAGAAGAUGAUAGUGACAGUGACAGUGACGAUGAUGAGGAUGAUGUUCAUGUCACUAUAGGAGACAUUAAAACUGGAGCACCACAGUAUGGGAGUUAUGGAACAGCGCCAGUAAAUCUUAAUAUCAAGGCAGGGGGAAGAGUGUAUGGAAAUACAGGAACCAAAGUCAAAGGGGUAGACCUUGAUGCACCUGGCAGCAUUAAUGGAGUGCCACUCUUAGAAGUAGAUUUGGAUUCUUUUGAAGAUAAACCAUGGCGGAAACCUGGUGCUGAUCUUUCUGAUUAUUUUAAUUACGGCUUUAAUGAAGAUACUUGGAAAGCUUACUGUGAGAAACAAAAGAGGAUCCGAAUGGGACUUGAAGUUAUACCAGUUACUUCAGCAGCAAAUAAGAUCACGGCCGAAGACUGUACUGUGGAAGUCACACCAGGUGCAGAGAGCCAAGAUGACAGAGUCAAUCUUUUUAAGGUACAGCAAGGGAGAACUGGAAAUUCAGAGAAAGAAGCAGCACUUCCAUCUACAAAAGCUGAGUUUACUUCUCCGCCAUCAUUGUUCAAGACGGGCCUGCCACCAAGCAGAAACAGCACCUCUUCUCAGUCUCAGACAAGUACUGCCUCCAGAAAAGCCAGUUCAAGCGUUGGGAAGUGGCAGGAUCGAUAUGGGAGGGCCGAGUCACCUGAUCUAAGGAGAUUGCCUGGUGCAAUUGAUGUCAUUGGUCAAACAAUAACCAUCAGCCGAGUAGAAGGAAGACGGCGGGCAAACGAAAACAGCAAUAUACAGGUCCUUUCUGACAGAUCUGCUACUGAAGUGGACAACAAUUUCAGCAAACCACCUCCAUUUUUCCCGCCAGGGGCUCCUCCUACUCACCUUCCACCGCCUCCAUUUCUUCCACCUCCUCCAACUGUCAGCACGGCUCCUCCUCUGAUCCCACCUCCAGGUAUUCCAAUAACUGUACCACCUCCAGGUUUCCCUCCUCCACCAGGUGCUCCACCUCCAUCUCUUAUACCAACAAUAGAAAGUGGUCAUUCCUCUGGUUAUGACAGCCGUUCUGCACGGGCGUUUCCAUACGGCAAUGUUGCCUUCCCCCAUCUUACCAGUUCCGCUCCCUCAUGGCCUAGCCUUGUGGACACCACCAAGCAGUGGGACUAUUAUGCACGAAGAGAGAAAGACCGAGAUCGAGACCGAGAGAGAGACAGAGACCGAGAGAGAGACAGAGACCGGGACAGAGAAAGAGAGCGCACCCGAGAGAGGGAGCGAGAGCGGGAUCACAGCCCCACCCCUAGUGUUUUCAACAGUGAUGAGGAGCGGUACAGAUACAGGGAGUAUGCAGAAAGAGGCUAUGAGCGCCAUAGAGCUAGUCGGGAAAAAGAAGAGCGACACAGAGAGCGACGUCACAGAGAGAAAGAGGAAACCAGACACAAGUCCUCUCGCAGUAACAGUAGACGUCGCCAUGAAAGUGAAGAAGGGGACAGUCACAGGAGACACAAGCACAAAAAAUCUAAAAGAAGCAAAGAAGGAAAAGAGGCUGGCAGUGAGCCCGUCCCUGAACAGGAGAGUGCUGAAGCUGCCCCUGCUGAGUAGGCUCCACCUUUUGUGUUUGUCAGUCCCAGAAAUAGAUGCUAUAAAUUUCCUUAUUUUUCUGGAUAAUGUUUAAGAAAUAUACCUUUAAUCUUGUUCUGUUAGAAUGAAACGUUAAUUUUUUCUUUUCCAAAAUAAAAAUGUGCAUUUUUGUGUUAAGUUAAAAAUCUUUGUCUUGUAAUAUUUAAAGAAUAAAAGACAGAAAUGACUUUAUAUCCAAGGAAGUCAUGUGAAUGAGUCAGCAGGGGAUUUAGAGCUAAGGUUGGCUGUGUGUACGCAGUAUGUAGGUCAAGGAACCGCCUUGACUAGCUUUCUAGUUACUGGCAUACUGUUGCAGAAGAGGUGCUGCAAAAACCGCUCUUCAUCUUACUACUCCUGCAUCUCAAGAACUUGGGUGCAUUCUUCAUAUCAGUUUUUGAAAGCAGGUUUUCGGUCUUUUAAAAUUUGGGUCCUUGGUAACUAAAUGGGCCAUUUUAUAGCUAAAGUCAUAGAUGGUAGGAGGCAUUUGGGUGGCCCGUGUGAUGUAACUUGUGUACUUUCCAACAGGCACAUGUAGAGACGGUUGUGACCAGCACAGCACUGGACCACUUCAUGGCCAUCUGUUUGAGCCAGCGUCAAGGUGGUUUGGCUGCUGUCGACAUGUUUUCCAGGGUUCUUGGUAGAGUAGCAUGUAGGGUGUUUUUUAUACCAUUACCGUGUUAAUACUAAAAAUAAGCUCAAUGACAGUAGUGUUAGGUCAGUUAUUUCUUAGUAAAACCAAAAAUCCAAGCUUAAAAUACGGACUUAGCCCAGGAGGGAAUGCAGAACAGCAGUGGUGGUGGCUAGGGCUUGGUGUGUGGAAGAAUAACUUAGAGCCACAGGGAGGAGGACAGCUCUCAUUUAGAAAAGAUUUAUUUCUCAUUUCAAAUUCUCUGCCAUUAAAUUUAAAUGCCUGCAAU